ACACACAUACAUAUAUAUAUAAUAAUCAUGUAUAAUAAUAAUAAUAAUGAUUCAAUAUCAUCUGAUUCUGAUAUUGAUCAUCAUCUUCAUCGUGAUCAGAUUGGUCCCCAUACAAAACCAGUUAGGUUAUAUGGUCGUGGAAGGUCUCUUCAUGCCACCUUUGGAGGAGGAAAAGUUGCUGAUGUGUUGUUAUGGAGGAACAAGAAAGUAUCUGGUGCAAUAUUAGCUGGGUUAACAAUUAUAUGGUUUCUUUUCGAAGUAGCUGAGUUCCAUUUAGUUACUCUUCUCUCUUAUAUUCUUCUUUUCACAAUGGUAACCAUAUGCCUUUGGUUUCGAGCAGCAUGGCUAUUCAAUAGGAAUCCACCACAUUUUGAUGAAUUUACUCUGCCAGAAUCAACAUGUAGAUCUUUCUUUAGAAAUGUGAAUUGGGUUUUAAUGAAAUUUUAUGACAUUUCAAGUGGAAGAGAUAUUCGACUCUUUUUUCUGGCAAUAUUAACUCUUUGGAUGUUGUCAAUUAUUGGGAAUUAUGUGGACACUUUGAAUCUUUUCUACAUUGUGGUGUUGUGCUUCGAAACACUUCCAGGUUUGUAUGAACGACAUCGAAAUGAAGUGGAUAAUCUUGCUGCAAAACUCUAUCGAGACUCCCAAAAAUUGUACAUCAAAUUUGAACACAAUGUUCUCAACAAAAUUCCAAGAGGACCAGCCAAACAAAACAAAUAUUAUUGAUUAGAAUCAAAUUAAUUAAUAUAAUUUAAGUUGUUAAUAAUGAGAAAAUGUAUUGAAAAAUAUGUAAUUAUAUAUCAAUGUAAUAUGAAUUGUGCAAUUCACUCUAUCUAUUUUUUUCA
Cannabis sativa is the source of this 845-nucleotide messenger RNA. Its product is annotated as reticulon-like protein B14. The coding region runs from base 28 to 726 and encodes 232 amino acids. The transcript is spliced from 5 exons. NCBI's taxonomy places the organism in Eukaryota, Viridiplantae, Streptophyta, Magnoliopsida, Rosales, Cannabaceae. The record is from RefSeq and is a predicted model, not a curated record.